Molecule: messenger RNA, 861 nt
Organism: Aspergillus affinis
Lineage: Eukaryota; Fungi; Ascomycota; Eurotiomycetes; Eurotiales; Aspergillaceae
Product: putative pyroglutamyl peptidase type I
Exons: 2
Coding region: 1-861 (286 amino acids)
Biological process (GO): proteolysis
Source: RefSeq, a predicted model, not a curated record
AUGGGCGACUAUGGGCCAGACGUGUCCUUACCCAAGGCACAAAUCCCGACCAAUCCUCCUCGGUAUGCCGCAGAACCUGAUGAGAUAUCGGUCUUGGUUACUGGUUUCGGACCUUUCAAAACCAACCUAGUCAAUGCCUCGUACUUAAUUGCAUCGUCCCUGCCGCCAUCAUUUGAAUUAUCCACAACGGAUGCAACGGGGUCUGUGUCCCGGCGGGUUGCAAUCCACGCCCAUCCCGAGCCGAUCCCCGUGGCCUAUUCAACAGUGCGCGAGUCCAUCCCGGUCAUACUCGAGGACUACGUUAAGUGCCACGGGGGCCGUCGGCCAGACAUCGUGAUGCAUAUGGGUAUAGCGGCCAUGAGGAACUUCUACUCGGUCGAGACACAGGCCCGUCGGGACGCCUACCACAUGUCCGAUAUCAAAGGCAAAGGCGGCUACGAGGAUGGCGAAAAGCUGUGGCGCGAACUAGGCUUGCCUGCGGUGCUGCAAGCUGGACCUGCAACGAACCCCAAACCAACUUCUGCAGAACCAAUCCCACCAUCACCAACGGAGGAUCCCCUCCAGGUACAACGUCCUUCCUUGACCCCUCGCCAGCCUAACGACGAUCUUCUCGGGCUAUGGAAAUCCUUCGUUCCCGCGGGAACCGACGUUCGCAUCUCAGAUGACGCGGGACGUUAUUUGUGCGAAUUUAUCUACUAUACCAGCAUGGCCCAUGCUUUUCGGGAAGGGCAGGAUCGCAAUGUCGUGUUCUUUCACGUCCCUGCGGCUUGCGGCGAUGACGCCAUUCGAGAAGGCAAGGAGGCGGCAAUUGCUCUGAUCAAGGGGUUGGUCAUGCAUUGGACUGGCCGGAAGAGUGAAUGA